AUUUGAUCUUUUGUUAUAACAUCCUGAUCAAUUCGCCCGAUAAUCAGUACCAGAAGCGUUGAUGUGAACAUAUCAUUUUUUUUAAAAUGGGAUAUCUGUGCCGCCCUGUUAGUACUUUAGUGGGUUUUUAUUUGUGCUUCUUACCUUUUGUUUUGAGUGCAAAUGUACACAGUUUUAAUAAUAACCUCGUGAGUUCUAACUCGGUGAUUGAUUUUUCCAAAGUUUAUAAUGGUGUAAAUAUAACUGAUUUGAAAAAAACCAUUUUUAAUACCAGCCUAAACUUUACGGAUGAAGUAUUUAAAUUUCUAAAAUCGUCUGACGAUUUAACACCUACUCAAUCCGUGGGCUCUGCGUGCAUUGCUCAGUUAUGGGCUUUAAUUGAUGAAGAAAAUUGGGAUUUGCUAUCACAAAUGACAGACGCAUGGUCCAAAUUUCCAUACUCAGGACUACUAAAAGCAUCAAGAUCUGAUUUCGGUGAUUAUGAUCAAUGCUUUGCGAUAAAACGUCACACAACAGAUGCUGGUAAAAUUUUGGGAAAGCAAUGUACAUACGGUUUUAUUAUUCCUGAUAUUUCGCAGCCCAAUUCAUCAGCCAUGAUAGAGCAAGCGUGGAGACUGUCGUACUGCGCUCCACAUCUUUGUUCUGCCUACGAUAUUGGUAACAUUACACAGCUUCCAAUUUUUAAUGAUAUCGUUUGCAGCCAUCAGGAAUCCCGAGAAGAUUUAGAUGCUGGAGCUAUAGUUAGUAUAACAAUAUUUGCAAUAUUCGGAGUGCUCAUAAUAUUGUCUACACUUUAUGACUCAUUUGUGUAUAAAUCUGAUAGCUUGCUGGCCAAUAAAUUCAUCUUAACAGCAUUUUCAAUAAGAGCAAACGGAAAAAGUCUUCUAUCUUAUGUCAAGAAAUCAAAUGAGCAAAUAUUAUGCUUCCACGGGUUGAAGUUUAUAAGCAUGUGGUGGAUUUUGGCCGGACAUAAUGGGGUUUCAUGGCAAUUUUAUUCAAAUUAUGAUGCCGCCGCCGCUGCUAAGUGGCAAGAGAGCUAUUCAGCAUUCUACCUGAUGACGGCUCACUUGGCUGUGGAUACAUUUUUCUUUAUAUCAGGAUUUCUUUUAUCCUACUUGUAUUUUAAGAACAGUAUAAGCAAAAAGUCAUUUGGUACUCAAGCCAUGGCCGUGCCCAUGAUGGUACUCCAUAGGUAUUUGAGAUUGACUCCAUCGGUAUUAAUGACUUACCUUUUUUAUACAUUCAUACUGCCGUAUAUUGGGGAUGCUCCAUUUUAUCAAUAUGAAGCUAAGACUCUAACUGACCCGUGCAAAGAAUAUUGGUUUUCCAUAUUUACCUAUAUACAAAAUUAUUACAACAAAGACAAUUUGUGCUUGACAACAUUAUGGUACGUCUCCGCAGAUAUGCAACUUUUCCUAGUUUCACCACUAAUCAUUAUUCCGGUUGCUCUAUUGAACAGCAGAUCCUAUAAAACAGCUAUGGCAGCAUUAUUUUCGGUCAACGUCAUAUUUGUUGUAUUACCAAUAUUAACCAAGCUCGUUUGGAGAGACUAUGAUCCAAAUUUUGACGAAUUUGAUGCUCACGCCAGACUAACAGAUUAUUUCAUAGGAGUAAUGAUGGGCCUGUUUAUUCGUCAGAAUAAAGAAACCCCAUUUAAACUAAGCAAGAAUUUAAACUCUCUUUUAUGGAUACUUACUAUUGCAGUAAUGUUUGCUUGCACAUUUGUUACCCAAGUAAUAAAUAUUGAAUGUGGAUAUGUAGCUAAAGCACUUACUUAUAGCAUUACAAGACCUGCAUGGUGUUUAGGACUUUGUUGGAUAACAUACUCCUCUUUUAAAGGACAUGGUGGUUUAAUACACAAACUCCUCUCAAAUAGAAUAAUGCAAUUGGGAGGAAAGCUUACCUUUUGUAUUUAUUUGGUGCACGGACCUUUAAUUAGCUACUUUACCCUUAACGUGAGAACGAGGCGAAUGUUUACUGAUCUUCAUAUGUUUUAUGACUGGGCUGGGCAUAUGGUUCUAUCAUUGGUCUUCGCUACAAUCUGGGCCUUAUCGUUUGAGUUCCCGAUGGUAACUGUGGAAAAAUACAUAUUUGGAGGAAAGAAGAAAACAGAAAAACCAAAGCCGAAAGAAGCAAGUGCGAUACAAUAAGGUCAAUUAUUUAUGUAAAAUUUUGUUAUUUUGUGAAUUUAUCUGUAGUAAGUGAGUCGAAUCUUAUCCUAAAAAAAUACUCUAGUUGUGAAUAAAAUGUGUUUUUUUAAAUGUAA
This is a messenger RNA of Anthonomus grandis grandis, 2266 nucleotides long. RefSeq names its product nose resistant to fluoxetine protein 6-like. Gene Ontology annotation, molecular function: acyltransferase activity, transferring groups other than amino-acyl groups. The transcript has 12 exons. NCBI's taxonomy places the organism in Eukaryota, Metazoa, Arthropoda, Insecta, Coleoptera, Curculionidae. The record is from RefSeq and is a predicted model, not a curated record. The coding region runs from base 87 to 2150 and encodes 687 amino acids.